Molecule: messenger RNA, 3835 nt
Organism: Gadus chalcogrammus (walleye pollock)
Lineage: Eukaryota; Metazoa; Chordata; Actinopteri; Gadiformes; Gadidae
Gene: dnai3
Product: dynein axonemal intermediate chain 3
Exons: 19
Coding region: 1556-3826 (756 amino acids)
Biological process (GO): cilium movement involved in cell motility; inner dynein arm assembly
Cellular component (GO): inner dynein arm
Molecular function (GO): dynein heavy chain binding; dynein light chain binding
Source: RefSeq, a predicted model, not a curated record
AUAGGGUCUACGAGUUCACAAGUCUGUGUUACAGGUGCACAAAUCCUAUCCUGCACAUCACAACUUCAAAGAGUCAUGCUACAAUCAUUGCAGCGCAGUUGGUGCAAAACACAUUCCCACACCCGUGUUUCAUAAUCUGUGAACAUGCACAAAACCGUAAACCCACUAAUGAAACUAAUGCGCCACUGGUUCUAAGAUAUUCUCAAACACAAUAAUUAUUUUUUGUUUUAUUUUGUUCUCCAGAUUAAGGAACCGUGUUCUGGUGGCAGUUUGUUGAAAUUUGAACAUCAAUGUCUGGUGAUACUGUCAGACCGCCCAAUAUAGCUAAUAAAAUGGCAUGGCAACCUCAGAAAUUGGCCGCCAUGUUCAAAGUUGUCACAAUCAAUAUUACAUAUCCACAGGCCACAGAUUAUGUCCAAUCAUCAUGAAACUUGCCAUAUAUGAUCUUCAGACCAAGCUGAACAAAUGUGCCAAACAACUUUUUCUAAUUCAAAUCCGUUUGGCCGUGACAGCCAAUCAGACUUGACGGCAAAGCCGCCAAAUAGCAAGUAAGCCUGUUCUCAGCAUCUUUUUAACAUAUCAUAGCCAAACUUGGAACAUAGACUCAUGACAUCAUUCUGGGGACAUCCAAACAAUUUGGUGACCUUCGAUCUCAGGGGGACGACAAACAGGAAGUGAGCUCAUUUCUCUGCAAGGACUUCCUGCAUCCAAACCAAACUUGGCUCAUAGUCUUAUGAGCGGAUGCUUGUUUACAUUGUGUCUCUGUUAGAGAUAUUGUUCCAAAUACCCCUAUGUAUUUGUGUCACUGUCGGGCAGACGAUAAUGCGGCCUUAACACUAGGUUGGGUAAUUUUUCCAUUUGGUAAACAUUGAUGCGUACUCGCAUAAUGCUCUAGUGUUCAUUCCACCAGCCGUCGUUAUUACCGAUUACCGAGACGGUCGUCAUGUAGCCACCUAACCGAUUACGUCUGUCCGGCAGAAUUAGUUUAUCGAGUCCCAUUAUGCACCUAGCCGAUUACGUCCGUCCGAUUAAUGUUACGGUCGUCAAGUAGCCACCUAGCCGAUUACGUCCGCCCGGCAGAUUAGUUUAUAGAGUCCCAUUAUGCUUGACAACCACAUUGCUGCAUGCAAUUAUAUUUAAUACUAUUAUUAUUAUAUACUUAAAAAAAAUAAAUGCUUACUGGUUAUUUUUAGGUCAGAUUUAAGGAUGAAGAUGAGUCUAGUUCUGUAUGAUGACACAGCUGCUGCAUAUGUUGGCUUGCUUCUUUACUUGGUGAAACACAAACAAAGAGGGGAAUAGUGAGGCAUACAAUUCUGCUGAUUCACAUCAAAUCAAACAAUACCCAGGACAGCUUGCAAGACUAGGCAAAAACAUCUCUAUCCCAUACUCCUGUCUGUAUUAACCCUAAAUAUCUUCUCAACCAGUGCACCCGGACUACAUCUUCCCUCUGGUGCUGACCUCCGCCACCCAGGAGCUCUUUGGGUGCCGUGCUGACGAGGACCUCACAGAGGCUAGCCCUUACAAACUGCUGAAUAAAGAAGAUGUGGUGCAGGACAUGAAGACCAGGGCGGCAGUGUCAGAUUUCAGUCCCGUCAAGCAGUUUGUUCUGGACUACCCAGAUGAUGAGAUCCUGCUGGUGUUUGACAGGGAGUUCACCUAUGGGCAGAGCUUCUACCUGGCUCUCACACCUGAGGCCAAAGAAAGAAUCCUCCAUACACCGCAGGCCGCGGAGGCGCAGCCGGGAGAGGUUCAAGGGCAGGAGGAGUUGGUGGUGAAGAGCCCAGAGCCUCAGGCCUGGAUCCCUCUGGGAUCGGAGCUGGAGAUAGAAGAAGAUUCCACCAAAUUCUCUAGAGACAAGCUGAGAUACAGGGUCUCCAGGGCACGGAGGGACUUUGGAGCUCCCGUGAGUUUCUCUGACCACGUCGCGGUUGAUGACAUCCACAAGUGUGUCUCAUUCAAGGAUGAAAAGUUCACCAUCAAACUGAUGGAAAAGGAGUGCGAGGUUCAGGCCAUUCCCAUUCUAUCUAACAGCAGCGCUCAGACACAGUGGGAAUAUCCAAAGAAUAUGUGCACACAGUACGAACCGAGAGGGUUUAGUAUGGAAGAGAAAGAAAACUAUCGCCAAUCUGAGAAGCUGAGAAAGUUUAUGAACACAGUGGCCCCCAGUGUUUUCAGGGCCCUCCAACAGAACCACAUAAUGGACGUGUUCGUGGACGACUGGAGGACCCUGGGCGAAGAUGUGGGUGGGAAGGUGGAUACCCACCUCAAGGAAUACCAGUCCUUCACCGAUCUCAACUACAGCAAAGAUAAGACCAUCAGCCACAUCAACUGGCACCCCAGCAUCAAUGGUAUUGUGGCAGUGGCCAUGGUGGAGAGGGCCUCCCUUGAGGAACGCAUCGACAACUCCACUAAGCUGCUCCUAAAGCACCCCCUCGUUCUUUUCUGGAGUUUCUCUGACCCCAUCAAACCACAGUUGCUGCUGGAGUGCCCAGAUGAUGUCUUGGCCUUUGAGUUCUGCCCCUCUGAUCCAAAUAUUAUUGUUGGCGGCUGCAUGAACGGCCUGGUUGUCCUAUGGGACAUCUCCGCCCAUGUGGAUCGCCUGCAGGGAACACGUCCCUCUGGUGGCCGGAGCACCUCGGUCAGCACCGAAACUUUCGACCUUGAAGAAAAAAGGAAGAAUGACGUCCCUGUGGUGCACUACUGUGCCAUCUCUGCCAUUGAGAGCGGCCACAAAGCACCAAUUACAGACGUCCAGUGGCUUCCAGAAACCUUUGAGGUCAGUCGGAUGGGCGUACCGCUGGUAAACCCCAACACCGCGUGUGUUCAGCUUGUCACCUGCGCUCCUAACUGCUCCUUGAUGUUCUGGGAUAUCCGGGCUCAGAGGGUAGGGGUGCAGCCCCUGUCUGACAAGAAGCAGAGGGUGGAGGACAACCCCUACAGCGUCCUGGACACCUUCAGCCACCUGAACCUCACCUGGAAACCGCUGUUAAAGGUGACUCUUCCGAGGAUUGAUAGUAGUGCAGCACGGCUCCCAUACAGCCCCUUGAAGUUCAGCUUGCAACACAACUGCCGGGACAGACUCGCAGAAAGAGGCGAGACCCCCCUGGAUUACAGUAACCUCCGAGUGACUUCAGCAAAGAACCCCAAACCUCUGGGAGACUUCAACACCAAGUUCUAUGUCGGCACAGAGGACGGGGAGCUGAUCCACACUGACUGGAAGCUGGAGAAAGAUAAUGACUCUGGGAGGCUGUUCAGUUGCAAACCAUUGACAUAUGUAAUAGCCCAUGACGGCUUGAUAAACACAGUGCAGCGGUCUCCCUUCUUCAAAGAUAUUAUUCUCACUGUGGGGGGUUGGACCUUCGCUCUAUGGAAGGAUGGAGUCAUGGAAGGUGCACUCAUGCAGUCUCCGUGCUCUGAGACAAAAUACACAGUGGGCUACUGGUCCCUGACGCGGCCGGCCGUGCUCUUCAUCGGCCGGGCAGAUGGCAGCAUGGAGGUGUGGGACCUGCUGGAGAAGAGCCACGAGCCCUCAGAGGUUCAGAACAUCACCAUAGACAGCAUCACUUGCAUCAAGCCCUUCUUCUCCAAGCUGCAUUUCCUGGCUCUGUCUGAUGACCUUGGGACCCUCCAUGUGGUUCAGAUCCCAUGGACCCUCUAUAACCCCAGCAGCAAUGAGAAACUAAAAAUUGGGAAGUACUUAGAGAAGGAGGUAGAGAGACUGCUUUACUUCAUGAAGAGGAGGGAGAUGCGAGGGCAGGAGAAGAACAGCAUGGAGGCCGAAGAACAAAGGAAGAAAAUGGUGAGUCUGACUGAUGGUAAAAUAUAGUUUAGUGGU